CUCCCCUCUGUUUGAGAUAGCGAAACUAGUUCAUACAUAUACAUAUACAUAUACAUAUACAUAUAUAUAUAUAUAUAUUUUAUUUUUUUUUUCUUCCAGAACAACACUUUAUUAUUUUUAGGACCCAGAUCCGCGUAUUCCUCUUCUCCUCAGGUGUAGCUUAUUAUCUUGCUCUGCCAACGCAAAUUACUUGUGACAUAUCCAAAAAGUACACCUUGAAUUGUAAAUUGCUGGGCUUUUUUUCUUAUUUAGAAUAUUUACUUUUUUUCUUGUAAUAAAUUAUAAUUAUUGUUUUGGCCUUGUUUUUGUUGCUUCUAUGUAUCUGCGAUCGAGUAGCAUAACUGAUUGUGAUUUAUUGUCAUAACAGAAUUAUCUGGAAACAUCUCAUGACUUUAAAAUUUUCUCUAUCUUUUGUUUUCAUACUAUUUUUUUCUUCCCCUCUAGGUAGUUGGUUCUUGUAGAUUUGCAAGAUCAUUUUUCUCAAAUUUGAUAACCAUAUUGUGGUUGAUUUUCCUAUUGUCACCGAAUUCAUUUGGUUUAGGGAUCUGGGUGUGUGCUAUUGAUUUCUGGGAUUUGUAAAUUUCAUUAUUGCCCAGCUUUUGGAGGAAGAUUUUAUAUUUGGGGAGGAGUGAUAAAUUUGUUGGCUUAAUGCCUGAGAAGAGAGAAGGUGAUAAGGACUUGGUGUUGCAGAUUUUGUGGCAUCUCUACAGUUUUCUGCUUGAAAUAGAGAAUUGUGAAUUGAAGAUAUGGGUUGCAUUUGUUCGAGAGGAACUCGAACAAAUGAAUUUGUUGAGAAACAUUUGAAAUGCAAAGCAUCAAACAAGCCUUCCAAGCAGCUAGCUGCUUCUUUUAAGAGGGAUGAUGUUGAUGUUGAGGUUGAGGCAAAUGGUAUAGACAAUAAUGCCACUGCAAGGUUGGUAUCUAAUUAUGGCAAUAAGCCUUCCAAUACUCCUGUAAAUUCUGAUGAGAGGGAGAAGAAAGCGAUGACUGUUGGUGAUGGAUCCACAAAGCCCCAACUCCAAAGUCAGGGGACGUUGGAUGUUGGGGCUAGUGUAGGAAGAGAGAAAGGGGAUUUAAUGAUGAUUAGGAUAGGUAGCGUGACCAACGGUACUCGAGGAGCACAAGUUGUUGCUGGUUGGCCAUCUUGGCUUGCUGUGGCAGCUGGUGAAGCAAUUAACGGUUGGGCACCUCGUAGAGCCGACUCCUUUGAGAAGUUAGAGAAGAUCGGAGAAGGAACGUACAGUAGUGUGUAUAAAGCACGCGACCUGGAUACAAACAAAAUAGUUGCAUUAAAGAAGGUGCGGUUUGCUAAUAAGGAUCCUGAAAGUGUUCGGUUUAUGGCCAGAGAAAUCAUCAUUUUGCGUAGGCUUGAUCAUCCGAAUGUCAUAAAGCUUGAAGGGAUUAUUACUUCUAGGGUGUCUGGCAGUUUAUACCUUAUAUUUGAAUAUAUAGAGCAUGAUCUUGCAAGACUUGCUGCAACACCAGGGAUUAAGUUCAAUGAAGCUCAGAUCAAAUGUUAUAUGAAACAACUAUUUGAUGGACUCGAGCACUGCCAUAGUCACGGGAUCUUGCAUCGUGACAUCAAGGCUUCAAAUAUUCUGAUUGACUAUGAUGGCAAUCUCAAAAUUUGUGAUCUGGGACUGGCAAGUUUUUUCAGUCACCAUAAGAAGCAACCUCUAACAAGUCGUGUUGUAACUUUGUGGUAUAGACCACCUGAGCUUUUGCUUGGUGCAACAGACUACGGAGUUUCUGUGGAUUUGUGGAGUGCUGGUUGCAUUCUUGCAGAAUUAUUCGCAGGCAAGCCUAUCAUGACAGGAAGAACAGAGGUGGAGCAACUACAUAAGAUCUUCAAACUCUGUGGAUCGCCCUCUGAAGACUACUGGAAGAAAUCUAAGUUGCCCCAUGCAACAAUUUUUAAGCCUCGACAUCCUUAUAAGCGAUGUCUUGCUGAGACAUUCAAGGACUUCCCUUCAUCGACUCUGGCACUUUUAGAUGUCCUCCUUGCUGUAGAACCUGAAAAGCGAGGGACUGCUUCUUCGGCACUUCAAGCUGAGUUCUUCACAAGUAGUUUACCCGAGUACCCACCUACAAAGGAGUUUGAUGUCAAGCUUGGAAAUGAGGAUGCUAGGAGGCAAAGAGCAACUACUAAAGGGCAUGAAUCAAGUAGGAAGAGUUCAAGAGCUUCUAAAGUUGUGCCCGCGCCAGACCCCAGUGCAGAGUUACCUGCAUCCAUGCAAAAGACACAAGGCCAGUCGAACCUUAAACACGCGAGUGAGAAGUACAAUCAUGAAGACGAUGGUGGCUCUGACAUUUCAAUCGAGGCACCAAAGAGAGCUACGCAAACGCUUUAUCCUCAUUCUAACCGGGGCCAGUCAAUACAUCCAGUAGAUGGGGCUGGCCGAGUAUUUGGUUCUCCUUGGAACGCUGGCAGGUUAAGAAGUAGUCAUCGUGCUUUGGUGCAUCAAGGAGCAGCCCAAUUGUCCAGAUUUUCUAAUUCGGUCGGAGUUGGAGGCAGUUCACAUUUGGAUUGUAGUAACACUGGUAUUAACAGGAAUCAUCGUUGGCCCGUAAAUGAUAGUAUGUCAUCGGAAAAACAUGAUUGGUCCAACCAUUUACUGGACAGGUCGUAUAGAAAGGAUCAUGAACAACAACAUGCAAAAGAGUCUACAAUGGGUUAUGUGGCCAAGAAAACUCGUACCAACUACUCUGGACCAUUGAUUGCUCCUGGAGUUAACCUUGAAGACAUGCUUAGGGAGCAUGAGAAACAAAUUCAACGUGCUAUUCGUAAGGCUCGCACUGGCAAGACUAAGACCAAGUAAACCAUGGGAGAAACGGGCGAUUCAUGAUGAAUGUGAGUCAAUAAGGAGGUGAAGUUCCAACCACAAAAGGCUCUAAACAAGAAAGGUGAUGGUUGAAAGUUGAUUUAAAUGGGAUUAUUCCAUCAUUCCAGCAGUGGUGUUUACCAACUUUAUCAGUUUAUUCAAUGCUUUGAAUGUACACAUUCGAAAUAUCACUUAUCAGAUUCUAUUGUGGAAGAUCCCAUUUUUUCUAAA
Messenger RNA from Tripterygium wilfordii, 3053 nucleotides. RefSeq names its product probable serine/threonine-protein kinase At1g09600. Bases 747 to 2819 code for a protein of 690 amino acids. Gene Ontology annotation, cellular component: nucleus; cyclin-dependent protein kinase holoenzyme complex. Gene Ontology annotation, molecular function: RNA polymerase II CTD heptapeptide repeat kinase activity; cyclin-dependent protein serine/threonine kinase activity; ATP binding. Lineage: Eukaryota; Viridiplantae; Streptophyta; Magnoliopsida; Celastrales; Celastraceae. The record is from RefSeq and is a predicted model, not a curated record. Gene Ontology annotation, biological process: positive regulation of transcription elongation by RNA polymerase II; protein phosphorylation. The transcript is spliced from 8 exons.